Molecule: messenger RNA, 1461 nt
Organism: Hermetia illucens (black soldier fly)
Lineage: Eukaryota; Metazoa; Arthropoda; Insecta; Diptera; Stratiomyidae
Product: H/ACA ribonucleoprotein complex subunit 1-like
Exons: 3
Coding region: 113-1363 (416 amino acids)
Source: RefSeq, a predicted model, not a curated record
AAAAAAAACUUUUCCAAUUUGCCAGAUAUAAAAACCGAAUUUUGGUCAAAACUUGUCAUAGUUCAAGUUAGACAUCAGUUCCGAUACCACCGACAACAAUAGUGUGGAAAACAUGCGCAGCUUUUUGAUCUUCUCGCUCAUAGCGGUAGCAUCCUGUGAACACGGUGGCAUUGCAUCAACAACAGUAGCACCAUUUGGUGGUGGCCACGGGAGUGGAGGGUACGGAGGAGGACAUAGCGGUGGAGGUGGAUAUUUAGGGGGAGGACAUAGCGGAGGAGGUGGAUAUAGCGGAGCAGGUGGAUAUUUAGGUGGUGGUGGCGGCGCUGGCUAUGGCGGAGGACAUGGAAUAGGUGGAGGCCAUGGAUUUUUAGGAGGCGGAGGAGGAUUUGGACCAGGACCAAGCAAUGGCCAUAUAACAGCUAGUGCAGUUAACGGAGGACUGGGAGGAUUUGUUGAUGGUCACAUCACUGCAGGAGCUGGUGGUAUCGGUGGAGGAAUUGCCAAUGGUGGCGGCCUCGGCGGAGGCUUUGGCGGCGGUUUUGACGGACAUGCAGCAGCUGGCGGUGGCAUUGGUAUUGGAGGACCAGGACUUAUUGGUGGCGGUGGUCCUAUUGGAGGUGGUGGUCCUAUUGGAGGCGGUGGUCCUAUUGGAGGUGGCGGUCCCAUUGGAGGAGGUGGCAUUAUCGGGGGACCAGGCGGACCAAUUGGCGGCCCUGGUGGUCCAUUCGGUGGUAUUGGAGGAGGCGGUGGCGGAUUUAUCGAUGGCGGUGACCUUGGGCCAAUUGUCACUAAAGAUUUCUUCUUCCAUGCUGCUGCGGAAGAUCAUGAUGAUGAAGUUGUAUCGAAAACUAUCAAUUUAGGACCAGCAAGAAAACAUUAUCGAGUGGUUUUCAUUAAAGCACCAUCACAAUCUUCAAAAGCUGCUGCACUACAAAUCUUGCAAGCUCAAAACGAGGAGAAGACUGUUAUCUAUGUACUUAGCAAGAAAACAGACGCCGGCGAAAUUCACACUGAAAUUCAAUCACAACAAUCAACACCAAGCAAACCAGAAGUAUUCUUUAUCAAAUAUAAGACGCCAGAGGAGGCUAUUCAUGCUCAACAGCAAAUUCAGGCACAAUACGAUUCAUUGGGAGGAGUUAGCCGCUUUUCCGAUGAAGGCGUUUCACCUGUAACAUCAAUCGUAGGUGCGCUUGGUCACGGUGGCGUUGGAGUAGGUGCUGGACCACACGGCGGCCCAGGCAUCGAAGGACACAGCCAUAUCGGUGGGUUCAGUGGAGACGUCGGUGGCGGUAGUGUCCAUGGUCCUAGUGGACCAGGUGGUCAUGGUAGCGGAGAUGGUGGUUACCUCCCGCCGAAGAAAUAGGCUAAUUUAUUGAGUUCGUACUUUCGAAUAAUCUGUUGUCGUUUCCUUAUGUUUACUUGUUUUUUUAUUGAAAAUAUAUUCAGAAAUUUUGUUUUUAA